AUCCUGUUCAUUAAUCUGUCUCUCUCUCCCCAGAUCCUGUUCUGUACAUUGAACACCCAUAAGAUCGACAUGGAGAAGCUGCUUGGUGGUCAGAUCGGCCUGGAGGACUUUAUAUUCGCCCACAUUAAGGCGAUUAAGAAGGAGGUGGAGGUGUUUAAGUCCGAGGACGCCCUGGGMCUCACCAUCACAGACAACGGGGCGGGAUACGCCUUCAUCAAGCGUAUCAAGGAGGGCAGUGUUGUGGAAAAGGUGAAGGGGAUCUCUGUAGGAGACCACAUAGAAUGCAUCAACGGCAAGAACAUAGUGGGAACACGUCACUACGAGGUGGCUCGCAUGCUGAAGGAGCUGCCUAAGGAGCAGAAGUUCACCCUCAAACUGGUGGAGCCCAUGAAGGCCUUCGAGAUGCUGGAGCCGAGGUCGAAGGGAGUCAAGCCGGCCAGUGAGAAUAAGAUGGGGACAGGGAGAGGGACUCUGAGACUUCGCUCCAGGGGCCCUGCUACCGUAGAGGAAGUG
Salvelinus sp. IW2-2015 is the source of this 513-nucleotide messenger RNA. Its product is annotated as PDZ domain-containing protein GIPC1. The record is from RefSeq and is a predicted model, not a curated record. Gene Ontology annotation, molecular function: protein binding. Lineage: Eukaryota; Metazoa; Chordata; Actinopteri; Salmoniformes; Salmonidae.